AUGAUAGUUUCUUUCCAAGACAGACUUAAAGGCUCUAUAGGUGAAGAUGAAGUACAUAUCAUGUCUUAUGAUCUUUCUCAGAAAAAGACGUUGUGGUUAUUUAAUAAGAAAGAUGAUAAGAAUAUCACGUUAUCAGUUAAGAUUAGAUAGUAAGAAAGUUUAAUUAUAACACUAGCCCUCAAUAAAAAGAUACUUUACAUAGAUUUAUUAUCAGGCUAUUUGAGAGCUGAAUUUGACAUUUAUUACAAAUCUUCUGAACCAUUUUUAAUUGUGUAUGAUAUUUAUGGUAAAGCAUAUAUUGGUUUAAAUGGCCAGGAAAAUUUAUAAUCGUUUUUAAACAUUAUUGAUUUUUAAUUCUCUUAGCUUCAGAUCUAAGAGACUUUGGUGCAAAAUUUGAGAGGUUAUUUUGGCAACUACCUACAGAGUAUCUGUAUAAGUGAUGAUGAUAAUCAUGUGUAUAUGAGUAUUCACACAAGCAUUACAGUAUUUAGUUAAGUAUAAACUUAUCGAAUUGGAAUAGUUAGAAUAAGCACAAUAGAUUCUUCAAAUCAUAAAAUUUAUUAUCAAUCAGCUUUUACCCCAGGGGAAAAUUAAAGUCCCAUAAUAUUAUUGUACUCUUUGAGUGCUGGUUCUGAUUAUUGUGUUGGUUUAAUGGCGCAUGAACAAUUUUCUAGCGGAGGAAUUAUUGGUCUUUCAGUUUUAAAUAUUACGACAGGUAAUUUUACACUUCAUUAUUAGACAUCCUUUGAAUACAUUUAUAUCAAACUAUUCUCAUCUAUUGUAACAAAGAACUCAACUGCAAGAUUCUUUGUUAAAGUGUAACCAACUACUGAUGCUAUAUUCUUUCAAUAUAUUGUAACUGUAGAAGAUAUCAAAAGCCCAGAUAAAAUGAUAUUCUGA
Messenger RNA from Stylonychia lemnae, 900 nucleotides. NCBI's taxonomy places the organism in Eukaryota, Ciliophora, Spirotrichea, Sporadotrichida, Oxytrichidae. The record is from the annotation of a GenBank genome assembly.